GAUAGUACCAAACCAAUAGAAAUAUUCGCUACGCUGUUCCUCCUCUUCUUCUCCUUCUUCUCUCACGUCCGCCAGCCACCUCGAUUCUUCCUGUCCUAAAAAAGCUAAACCCUUUUUCGCUCGUAAGUUCCGAAGUUGGGGGGGUUUCGUGACUCUUUGUUAGUUUAGAUCUGAUGGAUUCAGAUCAAGGAAAGCUCUUCGUGGGUGGAAUCUCGUGGGAAACAGACGAAGACAAGCUGAGAGAACAUUUCAGCAGCUACGGAGAUGUUUCUCAGGCUAUCGUCAUGAGAGACAAGCUCACUGGCCGUCCUAGGGGUUUCGGCUUCGUCAUCUUCUCCGAUCCUUCGCUUCUCGAUAGGGUUCUUCAAGACAAACAUCACAUUGAUUCCAGAGAGGUUGAUGUGAAGAGAGCUAUGUCAAGAGAGGAGCAGCAAGUCUCUGGAAGGAGUGGGAACUUCAAUGGAUCUAGAAGCUCUGGAGGCGAUGCUUACAACAACAAAACCAAGAAGAUCUUUGUCGGAGGCUUGCCUCCUACUUUGACAGACGAGGAGUUUCGCCAAUACUUUGAGAACUAUGGCCCUGUGGCUGAUGUUGUGAUCAUGCAUGACCAGACUACUAGCCGUCCUCGCGGGUUUGGAUUUGUCUCCUUCGACUCUGAAGACGCCGUGGACCGCGUGCUCCAGAAGAACUUCCAUGAUUUGAGUGGUAAGCAAGUCGAAGUGAAGCGUGCUCUUCCUAAAGAUGCUAAUCCAGGUGGUGCUGGACGAGCCAUGGGUGGUGGUGGUUACCAGGGUUUUGGUGGUGGGAGUGAAGGCGGUUUUGACGGUCGUAUGGAUUUCAAUAGGUAUAUGCAGCCUCCUCAGAAUGUGGGGAAUGGUUUGCCGUCUUAUGGUUCUUCAGGUUAUGGCGUUGGUGUUGGUGUUGGUGGGUAUGGGAAUGGUAGUAACGGUGCUGGACUCGGUGGAUACGGAGGUUACGGUGCUGGUGCUGCUGCAUACGGAGCAACGAGCAUGCCAGGUGCUGGUUAUGGAAGUAGUGUUGCUCCGAAAAACUCAUGGGACACUCCAUCAGCUCCUGGUGGUUAUGGGAACCACCCAGGAGGCUAUGGGAAUGGUGCUGCUCAAAGUGGAUAUGGAGCUCCUUCGGCUCAGCCACAGUAUGGAUAUGGAGGGUACAGUGGGAGUGGGGAUUCUGGUUACGGAAGUCAAGCUGCGUAUGGUGCGGUUGGAGGGAGACCUAGUGUUGGGGGUUUGAACAAUCCUGGUGGUGGCUACAUGGGAGGUUAUGACCCGUCACAAGGAGGGUACGGUUUGGGUCGGCAAGGGUAAUAAUCACUAAAGUGAUUUGAUGACCAGCCCUAGUUAUGGAUCCUUGUCAAGAAGAAAGUAGCUCAAAUCAGAUUCAGAGGUUCCUCAACUUCACAAAGGGUUGGACUGUUUGAAUUUUAAUAAAGAUUGUGCUAUUUUUAUUACAAAAAGUCUGACUUCUAUUAAGUUAUUUUUUUCGGUUGAUGUACCUUUUUGAGUUUCAUAAGACUUAUAAAUUUGCUGCUUCCAGUAUUA
Molecule: messenger RNA, 1562 nt
Organism: Raphanus sativus (radish)
Lineage: Eukaryota; Viridiplantae; Streptophyta; Magnoliopsida; Brassicales; Brassicaceae
Product: heterogeneous nuclear ribonucleoprotein 1
Exons: 2
Coding region: 174-1328 (384 amino acids)
Molecular function (GO): RNA binding
Source: RefSeq, a predicted model, not a curated record